CACCUGCCCUGGCACAGGAUCUCACCGCUCGGGGCGUGGUCAGCUGAAUUCCCUUUGGGCCGCGGCUGAUUCCGGAGAAAACAGCAGGGGACUUUCGGCCCUGAAGUGGCGUUUGUUCCAUGUGAAGACGGACUUCCCGUUCUGCUCUGUUUCUUCUGAUCAUUUUCACCUGGACAACAGCACGAUGCGAGAGUUUCACCUGAACGAUACGUGCAAAAAUGGGUCUGUGCUGACACUGUGGUGUGGAUCCCAGACAGCUGUGUGUUUGGUCACCACAGAUCAAACUCUGAUCCUCACACACCUGAACAACAGUCGACAACCAGGUAUGCAAACUUACAGUUCCUACAACAUGUGGCUGGGAUUAGCUGUUGCACUGCUUUCGUCCUUCCUGAUUGGUGGAAGUGUCAUCCUGAAGAAGAAAGCUCUCAUCCGAUUGGCCAGCAAUGGACACACUAGAGCAGGUGAUGGAGGAUAUGGCUACCUUAAAGACUGGCUGUGGUGGGGAGGCCUGUUGACCAUGGGAACCGGAGAGGUGUGUAAUUUUGCUGCCUACAUGUUCGCUCCAGCCACACUGGUGACUCCCCUGGGAGCGCUCAGUGUCCUCAUCAGUGCGGUUCUCUCCUCCCACCUGUUGGGGGAGCAGUUGAAUGUGGUGGGAAAGUUUGGCUGUCUGCUGUGUGUACUUGGGAGCAUUCUGUUGGUCAUUCAUGCCCCACAAGAAAGAGAAGUGACAUCAAUACAGGAUAUGACCAAUAAGUUGCUGGAGCCAGGUUUCCUGGUCUAUGUUGUGGCAUUAUUGGUUCUGUGUGCGGUUCUGGUUUUGUAUUUCUGUCCACGUUCCGGUCGUUCCAACAUCCUGAUCUACAUCGGCAUCUGCUCGUUGCUGGGAGCCUUCACAAUAUCGUCGGUGAAGGGCCUCGCCAUAGCCAUCAACACCGUGGUUUAUGACACCUCUGUGCUCAGCCACCCUCUUACGUGGAUCCUGCUCCUCACCCUCAUUGUUUCAAUAGUAACACAGGUGAACUACCUUAACAAGUCUCUGGACACCUUCAACACCCUGCUGGUAUAUCCUAUCUACUACGUCCUCUUCACCUCUGUGGUCCUUUCCACCUCCAUCAUCCUCUUCCAGGAGUGGAGCAGCAUGUCUGCCGUGGAUGUGGUCACAACGCUGGGCUCGUUCCUGGUCAUCGUGGUGGGUGUGGCCUUGCUGCACCUGUUCAGGGAGCUGCAGAUUACAAUGAAGCAACUGACCAAUCAGCUUUCUCAGCCAGUGGAGAGGGAGGGACUUACAGAAGAGGUCACAACCAAUGGAAGAGGAGGAAGGAAUAAAAAGGAGGAUAAAUAUGGACUGAUGGACAAUGUAGUGAUAGAAAGUCUGCCUCCUAUGACAGAGGAAGGACCCAGAGUCUUCAUAAUCAGCUGAAAAAGAGAAUUCCAGAGGUUUCUGCACUGUUACUUGAUAUUUCCUGCACUUUUUCAAACUUUUGCCGCCAUAUUAGUUUAUGCUAUAGGUCCCUCCAAUCUCGCAUGAUGGUAUUUAACGGUACAGUACUAGUCGACCUUUUUAAUUUGUAAAUAUUUAAGAAAUCUUGCCGGUAAAUACCAAUUUAGUAGAAGGUUCAAAUUAUUUAUUGGAAAUAAGUACUUUAGAGCCCACACAAAAUAUGCCGUCAAAGAAAUAAUAAAUAAUAAUAAAUAAGACAAGUCGACAGAAUACAAGAAAAUACAAAAAAUUGAUCAAAGUUUACCAUCAAACUGGUUAGUUAAAUAAUAUCAAACUGCUCCUCAUAGCUGUCAUUAACCUGGAGCAUUUUAAAGAUUUUAUUCUUUUUGAUCAUACGAGUCGACAACAUUAAAUUAUCAGAUGAGUUAGUGUCUUCUGUUAUGGACUCCAAAUUGGCUCUGCCUUUUUUUCACAGGCAGUUUGGCUGGAAAGAGUUUUUCCAUGAUGUCUCAGGCUGUUCAUAAAUCACCAGUUGGACCCAAGAAGAGUCCCAAGAAGAUGUUAAUUGAAAAGACCAUCAUGGCACCAAAGAAGGUUUUUUGCAGUUGACCUUUUACCCCUAAUACGUUUUUCAAAGUUUUUGUGCUACUAGUGGCCUUUAUUAAACAGUAGAAAGGAAGAAAGGCAGAGAGACUAAAUAAAUUAAAAAGUCAAAUAUAAUUAAAUAUUGCUUUAAAAUGGUGAUUAUCUACAUUUCCAACAUGUACACUUGCUGUGACAACUUGUCAUAGGAGGAGGCUCACAUUUUCAUUUUGGCUGUUUUAAACAGACAUAGUGUCCUAAUUUAUUCAUCAUAAGAAAGAUGGUAUUAGUUUAAUAGGAAGCAUUUUUAAUCACUUAAUCACCAUUUUUCAAGGGUGUCAUUUAUUUGGGUGUUGUUUCACGCUCUGUGUGGCCUCAUUGUUGGAAACAAGGAAAACAAAAUAAGAUUUUGGCUGUUAUGCAGGGCACUGUGCUGCUUUCAAAAUGAACAGCUUAACUUUUGUUUUGGAACUGGACUGGUUAGAAGACUCUUCGCUUUUGGUAUGAUUACCUACCAUUGCAAAUAUUAGCUCUGAGGCACUACCUUGCUUAGCAACUCUGAGGUCUAUUAAGUGUGGGUCUGCUUUCUCUCCUGGGCUGCUGUUUUUUGAAAUCCCUUCAAAAAAACUGAUGGAAGACAUCUCAGCUUCUGCUUGAAGUGUUUGGUGACUGAAACUAGUUUCUUUCAGCUAAAGUUGUAGACAUUCAUUAAUGUUUUAUUUUAUGUGUUAAAAUUACAAUUGAGGUACUAAUUAAAACAGAUAUCUCACAAAUGAGGUUAGAAAUGGGUCAAGCGACAUUUUCUUCUAAGUUAUUGUUCCAGUUGUCUGAGAUUCAGUAUCGUUAAGAGCCUUUCAUGACAACUGCUUCUUAGUAGAGGAACAUAGACAUUAGGCCUGCAACUAAGAAUUAAAUUGAUUCAUCUUAUCAAAUUUUUUCUAACAAUUGAUUAGUCAGCAAAAACAUUUAUUUCCACUUCUGAACUGCUAAACAGGAACAAAAGUUGAGAGUUUGAAGAAGUUUAACCAUUUUCUUCCAAAAGUAAUCCUCCAUUUCACUUUGUUUUCAGAAAUGGGUGAAACCACACCCCCACUGAUUUGUGUAAAUGGAGGAUAGUUUCUAUGUGCUGAAUUAUCUUUUGCUUUGAAAAGGUGGGUGAAUUUAAUUACACAAUAUGUGAUCAAUCUGAAUAUUAUAUGAAAAUGCAAUAUUUACAUUUUGAAAAAUAUAUUUAGUAUACCGAACUAUCAAAUAAUCGUGACAGUUAAGGAAGCUUUUUGGUUUUCAAAAUGAGACUCGACACCUCACCUUUGUGCAGAUUCUCUUACUGAAACAACUCAGAAGAAUUUAUAUCAAGACCAUCAGCAGUUGAUUUGAAUAAAGCUUAUUUCAUGAAAACUUAUAUAAUUUUUAUAUAUAUUUUUGUGGUUUAGCUUUAUCUAAAGUUCUAAAUCCAUAGGGCAGGGAGAAAUGCCUAUUUAUUUUGACCUUUGACUUUCAGUUGACAGAAUUAUUCUUUACAUGAAAGACUACAGUAUAUCUUAAAAAGGAUACAAUACAUUUCAAAAGAAUUCAUAAACAACUGAAGUUUUAAACACAAUCCAAUUUAACACCUCUGACAUUUUUACUUGUUAAAAUUGUCAUUAAGAGUUUGUUUUAAUUUGAAUUAAUUUAGUCUAUUUACUGAUUUAAAGGUGUGCUGUUGUCACAUCUGGGCCUCAUCAGGUUGAUCAAUUGUGAUCCCCCUUUGUGUUGCUGUCAUCAGACUGUGCCAUGGAGAAACACAUUACUGAUAAUGAAAUGUUUUUUGUCCUGAUGUCUCACUCUCCUCUGAGCUGAAGACUGGAGUAAUGAAGCAGACAAAACUCAGGGUGAGUUUGACCUUGUAAAUGUAGGUAGGUCAAAAACAGUAGAUCAAGAUGUUGAAAGUGAGCAUUUGCUGCUGAACACAUUUAAGUUUGUGAAGCUUAGAGGAACCAAAGAACAAAUAAAAUUUUUGUUUCAGAAUUCA
This is a messenger RNA of Xiphophorus couchianus (Monterrey platyfish), 4037 nucleotides long. RefSeq names its product NIPA like domain containing 4 (gene nipal4). Gene Ontology annotation, biological process: magnesium ion transport. NCBI's taxonomy places the organism in Eukaryota, Metazoa, Chordata, Actinopteri, Cyprinodontiformes, Poeciliidae. The transcript has 11 exons. The record is from RefSeq and is a predicted model, not a curated record. The coding region runs from base 185 to 1423 and encodes 412 amino acids. Gene Ontology annotation, molecular function: magnesium ion transmembrane transporter activity. Gene Ontology annotation, cellular component: membrane.